AUGAUGAAAGAAGACAUCAACUCAUGCACCAAACGGGUUUGUGAACCCUUCAAAGCCUUCGGAAGGAGAUGCACAAGGUUGGCUAAGGAGCAAAGGGCAAGGUUCUAUAUCUUCCGGAGGUGCAUCACAAUGCUUGACAGAGUUUUGGGGAUUGGAAGUUUUGGUGCUUUCUUCAACAAAUGGGUUUUGACUGAUGAGUAA
This is a messenger RNA of Sphenostylis stenocarpa, 201 nucleotides long. The record is from the annotation of a GenBank genome assembly. NCBI's taxonomy places the organism in Eukaryota, Viridiplantae, Streptophyta, Magnoliopsida, Fabales, Fabaceae.